AUGAUUAAGGAUAUAGAAAAUAAGCACGGCGCAGUGCAUUCAACGUUCGACGACGCGUUCGAAGCGACUGGACACGGACGGUACAACUACUUAGUGCUUUUAGCAUGUUGCAUAAUAAAUAUGGCGGCUUCGAUGGACCUGUUCGGGUUUAGCGUGGUGGUGGCCGCCACUAACUGUGAUCUAAAUCUUACCAUCAGCCAAAUGGGUCUACUCGCUAGUUCACCCUUUUCAGGAUUAAUUUUUGCAUACCCCUGGGGGUAUUUUGCUGAUACCAAAGGAAGGAAGCCAGCUCUGAUCCUAUCAGCAACCGGAGGUUUUGUGUGUGCUACUCUCAGUAGCCUCUCAACACGAUGGGAGGUCUUGAUGGUAUCUAAGAUCAUUGGCUCGUGUUUUUCAAUGGCUUCCUUUAUGCUCACAAUAACAUAUCUUGGAGAAAACAUUGGCUUUAAGAAGAGGAAGCAGUUUAUUUUCAUUCUGAACAGCAUGAAUUUAGCUUCCGAGUCCGUUUCUUUCGGUCUUGCGUACCUGAUUCUCCCGCUGUCUGUAAAUCUUUACUUACCAUGGAUGACUACCAUAUUUCGAUCUUGGAGACUUCUCGUCCUGGCUAUGGCUGCUCCACUUGGGAUCGGAGCUCUGAUGAUGCUACUUCUAAAUGAAAGCCCCAAGUUUCUAGCUGAUCAAGGAGAAGAAGUGAAGUGUUUGGAAAUUUUGAAGAACAUUUUUGCAGCAAAUGGGGGCAAACGAGAAGAUUUCUCGGUCAAAAGGCUGGAAUGUACUGUAGCAAAAGAUGAGAAGGUUUCGCUACCUACGAUGCUUUGGAGGCAUGCGUCACCAAUUUUUAAGCCGCCGCUUCUUUGGACAACACUGCAGCUCUUCUAUGUGUUCGCUUUGGCUCAAGCUAUAUGCAAUAUAUACAUCAUGUGGUUACCAACGUUAUUAGAUUUCGUGUUUAAGUCUAUUUCAAAUUCAAGUGACGACUUAGGAUUCUGUUAUAGCAUCCAAAAUGCAACUUCUCGUGUUAAUGUGGAUCCUGAUGUCCCUUGCCGAGAAAUAGUAUCAGAGGAGGCAAUUGUGUCAGGUUUCUUCAUAAGUCUGAUAUUAGCUAUCCUCAAUUUAUCAGUUUCAAAGUUUGCUGCGAGACGUCGAUUAAUUUUAAUGUUGAUAUUCCUUAUCUCAGCCUUCAGUUGUAUUAUGGUAUCCGUUCUCAAGCAACCGAUAGCUAGUGUUAUAUUUUACACUUUAAUUCAAAGCACUUCAGUUAGCGUUGGAAGUGUCGUCUCCUUCUUUGUCGAUUUAUAUCCUACAUCCUGCAGAGGCCUUGCAACAAGCUUAGGAUUCAUGGUGGGACGAUUUAGUGCCCUCACUGGUACAGCUUUAGUUGGGCUGAUCAUCAGAACCCACUGUCAUCUAUUGUUUUACGUUACAGCCGUUUUAUUGUUAUCUGGCAUAUUGGUGGCGCUUCUGCUACCGGCAGAUAAAAAGAAGUGA
Leptosia nina is the source of this 1488-nucleotide messenger RNA. The record is from the annotation of a GenBank genome assembly. NCBI's taxonomy places the organism in Eukaryota, Metazoa, Arthropoda, Insecta, Lepidoptera, Pieridae.